AUGGGUGUUCAUUCUUUUUGGGACAUCGUUGGUCCCACGGCGAGACCGGUGAGACUUGAGUCGUUACAGGACAAGCGAAUGGCCGUGGACGCUUCGAUUUGGAUAUACCAGUUCCUAAAAGCUGUUAGAGAUCAAGAGGGUAAUGCGCUAAAAAACUCGCAUAUCGUGGGGUUCUUUAGAAGAAUUUGCAAACUGCUGUUUUUUGGUAUCAAGCCAGUGUUUGUCUUCGAUGGUGGUGUGCCGCUCUUGAAGAGGCAGACCAUACAGCAAAGAAAGGAAAGAAGACAGGGAAAACGGGAUAGUGCCGCGAAUACUGCCAGGAAGUUGCUAGCAAUCCAAUUGCAAAAGCAGCAAGAGAACGAGCAAGCACGACCCCAAGCAAGUGAAAUACCGGCUGAAAAGUUGCCAGGGCGUAAUGAUGAUUAUCAGAUAUUCAAACCGCAGGACGAGUGGGAUCUGCCAGUAAUACCUGGUUUCAAAUAUGACGAGAAUGAUCAAAGAAUUCUUUCGGACAAAGUCUUCAACGAAUUCAAAAACUCGAUUGCUGAUGACGAAUUCGAUAACAUUGAUUUGGAAACCAUCAACCCAGCGUCCGCGGAGUUCGAAGAACUGCCGAAGUCUACGCAGUAUAUGAUUCUCUCAACACUACGUUUAAGAUCCAGAUUGAGGAUGGGGUACUCAAAGGAACAACUAGAGAACAUCUUUCCAGAUAGUAUGGAUUUUUCAAAAUUUCAAAUUGACAUGGUGAAAAGAAGAAACUUUUUUACUCAAAAGCUGAUGGGAGUUACCGGCACACACGAUGGUGGUGCAUCUAAAUUGGAUGAGGAAGUUGUAAAUAGGAUUUCCGGCCAACUUCACAGGCAAUACAAGUUGACAAAAACGGAUAACGGUUGGAUCUUAGGUUUGGGUGAUAUGGACGGAUCAGAAAAUACAAAGGCAAUUUUGUUAGAUGAGAAUAUGAAUUCUAAAAAAAUUAAUACCAAAAGUACUAAUUCUGACGAACGAAGUCUCAAGCCGAAGACUAGCGAUGAUGAUGACGAUGAUGAUGAUAACAGUUCAGAAUGGGAAGAUAUCGAUACACGGCCUCGAAAUACAAAGGGUGUGGAAGAUUUUUCAAUAAGGGCUGCAAGAUUACCGCAGUUAGAAAUGCAAUCGCAUUCCACCGGCAGUCAGUCAUUUUUGGAUAAGAGAUAUGACAAUACGUCUCCUGCGAAAAGGUCUAUUACUAAAGCGAUGCCACGUAUUGUCGAGGACUACAUUAACCAUGAUGAUGAUGAUGAUGAUGAUGAUGAUGAUGAUGAUGAUGAUGAUGAUGAUGAUGAGCAAGUUUUUGAAAGACACUUACAUGAGAUUGAAAUGAUGGAAGCGAUCCAAAAAUCCAGACGUGAAUCACAGCAAGAAAAAAUACCAAUGACGCCCAAUACGCACGUGCUGGACAUAGUUGACCCUAGUCCUAACAUGAUGCCUACUUCUAACGUUGAUUUGGAAAAAUUGCAACAUCAUUCGCCGAAUACGUCUAAAUCAUCAAACAAUAUCGAAAAACGUGAGACAACAAGCUUCAGCGAUCCGACCUGUGCAUUAACCGAAAGUGAACAAAAUCUUAAUCAUAUGGUUAGCAAAAUUCCAGAGUUUCAUUUCGGUCAAAGCAGUUCAUUUCUUUUUGAAGAUUCGGAUAAAAAAGACAAUUCAAAGCCAGAAAAGAAAGAGCCCAUUCAAGAGGUACCUGCGUGGUUCCAAUCAACGUCUUCCAAGCAAGAAAAUCCUUAUGCUGUAUCAAAUUUUGUCAGCGACAAAGAAGUUUUGAAUGACGAGGAGCCUAAUAAUUUCAAAUUGGUAACGGGAAUACAAGCACAAGAGCUUUUGCAAAACAAUAAGGGAAAAGAAGAUGGUAGAAUUGAUUUAUCAGAUGUCGAAAGGGUGCAUUUUGAUGGUGCUCAAGAAGUGAGCGUAACACCUAAGGAAAAGGAAACUCCAGAAGACAGUGAAUCAAAUAUUUCUGAGGGAUUUGAGAAAUCUAGAGAUUUGAGGACAGAACCCAUGGCAUUUGAUUAUGAUUUUUCUGAAGAGGAGGAAGAAAGUAUUGCGGAGAAUAUGAGAAAAGAGGAGCAUGAAUUCAAUUCUUUCAAGAACAACUUGAAUAAUAAAAUUGUAGAUAAUGCUUUCAUGGAAGAUGAACUAUUCGAAAAACAAGUAAAAGAGAAGAGAGACUCAGAUGAAGUGACUACUGAUAUGAUUAUUGAAGUUCAGGAUUUACUUUCCCGUUUCGGUAUUCCUUAUGUAACAGCCCCAAUGGAAGCGGAAGCACAAUGCGCUAAGCUUUUACACCUUAAGCUUGUUGACGGUGUUAUAACGGAUGAUAGUGAUGUCUUCCUGUUUGGGGGAACAAAAAUAUAUAAAAACAUGUUCCAUGAGAGAAACUACGUUGAGUUUUACGAUAUGGAUAGUAUCUCCAAACGGUUAGGAUUGGACCGUGAUAAUAUGAUAGAGCUGGCACAAUUAUUGGGCAGCGACUACACGACAGGCAUAAAAAGUUUAGGACCUGUCUCCAGUAUGGAGGUACUUGGUGAAUUUGGUGGUUUAGAGAAAUUUAGAGAUUGGUAUAAUGAAGGUCAAUUCGACAAAAAAAAGCAGGAAAAUGAGAAAAAAUUUCAGAAAGAACUAAGAAGGAAACUUGUCAAGAACGAAGUAGUACUCUCGUCUGAUUUUCCGAGUGAGCUUGUUCGUGACUCUUAUUUAAAUCCAGAGGUUGAUAGCGACGAAACAUCAUUUGUUUGGGGCACACCUGAUCUUGACAUGCUACGGACGUUCAUGAAUAGGCGAGUCGGUUGGCCUAAAGAAAAGACUGAUGAAGUCCUCAUCCCACUUAUUAGAGACAUCAAUAAGCGAAAGUCCCAACAAAGGCAGAUGACUUUAACGGAGUUUUUUCCUACUGAAUACAUAGAAAAUGAUAAAAAUAAAAACUUUGGAAAAAGAAUUGCAACGGCUACAGGCAAAUUGAAACAUAGGCGGCUUAAAUAG
This is a messenger RNA of Zygotorulaspora mrakii, 3018 nucleotides long. It is a transcript of the gene RAD2, whose product is annotated as ssDNA endodeoxyribonuclease RAD2. The transcript has a single exon. Lineage: Eukaryota; Fungi; Ascomycota; Saccharomycetes; Saccharomycetales; Saccharomycetaceae. Gene Ontology annotation, molecular function: DNA endonuclease activity; single-stranded DNA binding. Gene Ontology annotation, biological process: nucleotide-excision repair. The record is from RefSeq and is a predicted model, not a curated record. Gene Ontology annotation, cellular component: nucleus. The coding region runs from base 1 to 3018 and encodes 1005 amino acids.